This is a messenger RNA of Populus trichocarpa (black cottonwood), 1370 nucleotides long. Its product is annotated as heat stress transcription factor B-2a. Bases 136 to 996 code for a protein of 286 amino acids. The transcript is spliced from 2 exons. The record is from RefSeq and is a predicted model, not a curated record. NCBI's taxonomy places the organism in Eukaryota, Viridiplantae, Streptophyta, Magnoliopsida, Malpighiales, Salicaceae. Gene Ontology annotation, biological process: regulation of transcription by RNA polymerase II. Gene Ontology annotation, molecular function: RNA polymerase II cis-regulatory region sequence-specific DNA binding; DNA-binding transcription factor activity. Gene Ontology annotation, cellular component: nucleus.
UUUAAAAUGCGGUCACUUACCUAAAAGAAUGUUCUUUCCACCCUCUCCUCCAUUAUUUCCUUCACUCUCCUCUCCUUCCCUUCCAUAGAAAAUCCCCUCAACAAAACCGAACCUUCUCCACCUUAACUAACGGAGAUGGCGUCACCGUUACCGGUGGAGCAAAACAGCGGGGAAACUCCACCAUCCCCACUAGCAGCAGCAGCUGGAGGAGAAACAUCAAGAUCAAUACCAACACCAUUUCUGACAAAAACAUUUAAAAUAGUAGAUGAUCACACCAUUGACGAUGUGAUUUCAUGGAAUGAAGAUGGUUCCUCUUUUGUAGUCUGGAAUCCAACCCUUUUCUCCAGAGAUUUGCUCCCUAAAUUCUUUAAGCACAACAAUUUCUCUAGCUUCGUUCGCCAAUUAAAUACUUAUGGAUUUAGGAAGGUAGUACCGGAUCGAUGGGAGUUUUCGAAUGAAUGUUUUCGCAAAGGAGAAAAGAAUUUGCUGUGUGAAAUACAAAGGAGGAAACUGGUGGCGACGGUGGCGCAAGUGGUGGCAGCACCGGCGGCGGUGAAAGUGAUAAAAACGUCGUCGAAUUCUUCAUCGGAUGAGCAAGUAGUGAUAUCGACGAGGAGUUCUUCGCCGGGGUUGUCAUUGGAGUUGUUGGAUGAGAAUGAGAGGUUGAGGAAGGAGAAUGUGCGGUUAAAAGGGGAGUUGACGGAGAUGAAGAGUUUGUGUGGUAAUAUUUUUAGUUUGGUGUCGGAUUUUGAGAGUUUGCGAGAGGAGGAGGAGGAGGAGGUGAGGAAGGUGUUGGAUUUGUUGCCGAUGAAGGAGGAAGUGGGGGAUGGAGCGAGGAUUUUUGGGGUGGAGGUUGGUGUGAAAAGAGGGAGGGAAUUAAGUGGGGAUAUGGAGGUGGAGGAGGAUGGGAUGCAAUUGCGGUUGCGGCAACCGGGUGGCGGCAGUAGUGAUGGGGUGAAGAUUGAGGUGAAUGGUAGUCGAAAUGGAGAUAGAUAGUAACGGCGGCACGGUGGCGAUGGUGAAGAUGCACCGCAUCAUGAAUUGAACAAUGAAUGCCACAAGGUCUAGUAAUCAAAGAUCUAAUGAGGCCACGUCUCUCUCCACGCCAUUCAAACUGCGUUCUGCCUGAAAAAACAUCUUUUUACAACACAGCAUUACUGUGUAGAUAAACAGACACUCAGUAGAACAGUUACAAGUUAUUAAACCCGAAAUGCGUCCAAGCGGCGCAAUCCGAUUGUUGUAAUAUUACCAUGGGAUAGCCAUAAGCACACCCAAGAAGCGGCUUAUUAUUUAUAUGGGACACUAAUGUAUGUAUUAGAUGGAGAUGGAGAUGAUCCAAGGCAAAAUGGAACUGAACAUGUUUUCUUCCA